Exserohilum turcica Et28A is the source of this 2577-nucleotide messenger RNA. RefSeq lists its product as uncharacterized. Gene Ontology annotation, molecular function: ATP binding; 3'-5' DNA helicase activity; single-stranded DNA helicase activity. Gene Ontology annotation, cellular component: MCM complex; nucleus. The transcript is spliced from 3 exons. The coding region runs from base 1 to 2577 and encodes 858 amino acids. Gene Ontology annotation, biological process: mitotic DNA replication initiation; double-strand break repair via break-induced replication; DNA replication. NCBI's taxonomy places the organism in Eukaryota, Fungi, Ascomycota, Dothideomycetes, Pleosporales, Pleosporaceae. The record is from RefSeq and is a predicted model, not a curated record.
AUGUCGUCUGCAAACCGAGGCGCCGGCCCUACGAACAGAGGCAGUAAACGCGCAAGAGACGAUGAAGACCUUCCUUCCUCAGCGGUGCAUCCGCCGUCGAGUCCUAUGGCCUCGUCUCCUCCCAUGCUGCCCAAUGAAGAUGAUGCGGACAUGCUUGACGAUGACGAUAUCAUUCGCGAUGUGGACGAUCUAGACGAGGAUGCAGAGGAAGCUGAGGGAAUCGAUUUGUUUGCCGACGAUUUCGAGAACGACUACGCAGCUCGUGAAAACGAUGCCUAUGAAGGCCAGGGCAUCGACGAUGAAGGCGAAUACGAAGAACUCAGUCUUGCCGAGAGGCGGAAACUUGACGCGAGUCUGAACGCCCGUGACAGGGAGGCAAGACGCCGCAUGCCCGCAGCUUUUUUGCCGGACGAAGAUGACCAGGACGGCCUGGCAGGCCUGAUGGGACGCCGUCGAGUUCGGCGACACCGUUACGACGAGGAAGAUGACAUGGACAUGGUCGACGACAUCAUGAACGAGGAGUUGACGCUUGAAGCGCUCACCGACGUGAAAGCCAACACGUUGACCGACUGGGUUGCCCAGCCUCAAGUUGCCAGGACGAUUGCGCGAGAAUUCAAAUCUUUCCUGACCGAGUACACGGAUGAGCAUGGUCAUUCGGUCUACGGGGCGCGCAUUCGAACUUUGGGUGAGGUCAACGCCGAGUCCCUGGAGGUCUCUUUCGACCAUUUGGCCGAGCAAAAGGCAACGUUGGCCUAUUGGCUUGCCAACACACCAACUGAAAUGCUCAAGAUUUUCGACCAAGUCGCCAUGGAAGUAACUCUACUUCAUUACCCAGACUACGAGCGUAUCCACUCGGAGAUCCACGUCCGCAUUACCGAUGUACCUGUGCAGUACACCCUCCGCCAGCUUCGUCAGUCACAUCUCAACAGCCUUGUCCGUGUUAGCGGAGUCGUUACUCGUCGCAGUGGAGUUUUCCCUCAACUCAAGUAUGUCAAGUUUGACUGCACCAAGUGCGGUGUCACGCUUGGACCUUUCCAUCAGGAUUCCAAUGUCGAAGUCAAAAUCUCCUUCUGUCAGAACUGCCAGUCCCGCGGUCCUUUCACAGUCAACUCCGAGCGCACGGUCUACCGUAACUACCAGAAGCUUACCUUGCAGGAAUCUCCUGGAACUGUUCCGGCUGGUCGUUUGCCGCGUCACCGCGAGGUUAUCCUUCUUUGGGAUUUGAUCGAUUCCGCAAAACCUGGAGAAGAGAUUGAAGUCACGGGUAUCUACCGCAACAACUAUGAUGCUGCUCUGAACAACAAGAACGGUUUCCCUGUCUUUGCGACCAUUCUCGAGGCGAACUAUAUCGUCAAGUCUCACGACCAACUGGCAGGCUUCCGCUUGACUGAAGAUGAUGAAAAAGAGAUUCGACGAUUGUCCAAGGACCCGCGCAUCGUCGAUAAGAUCAUCGGAUCCAUUGCGCCAAGCAUCUAUGGCCAUACUGACAUCAAGACCGCUGUGGCGCUCUCGCUCUUUGGAGGUGUCAGCAAAGAGGCACCUGGUCGCCAUUCGAUUCGUGGUGAUAUCAACGUGCUUCUUCUUGGAGAUCCUGGUACCGCCAAAUCUCAAAUCUUGAAGUAUGUCGAGAAGACCGCUCAUCGUGCUGUUUUCGCAACUGGUCAGGGUGCCUCUGCGGUUGGUCUGACAGCCUCUGUUCGUCGUGAUCCUAUGACGAGCGAAUGGACUCUGGAGGGAGGCGCUCUAGUGCUUGCAGACAAGGGCACCUGCCUUAUUGACGAGUUUGACAAGAUGAAUGAUCAGGAUCGUACAUCGAUUCACGAAGCCAUGGAGCAGCAGACCAUCUCCAUCUCAAAAGCCGGUAUUGUCACGACACUUCAAGCGCGUUGUUCGAUUGUAGCUGCUGCCAAUCCAAUUGGUGGGCGCUACAACUCUACGAUUCCCUUUUCGCAAAACGUUGAGCUCACGGAGCCUAUCUUGUCUCGUUUCGACAUUUUGUGCGUUGUGCGCGACACUGUGGAUCCGUCAGAGGACGAGCGCCUUGCAAAGUUUGUUGUCAACUCCCAUGGCCGGGCGCAUCCUCUUGUUAACUCGGCCUACGGUUAUUCCGACAAAGGCAAGGCCUCACAAAACGGCGAUGAGCAAAUGGAAGUCGACGGAGACGCUCCAAGCAAGGAGGGCGAGAUUCCUCAGGAGCUUUUGAGGAAGUACAUUCUCUAUGCCCGUGAGAAGUGCCGACCCAAGCUCUACCAGAUUGAGCAAGACAAGAUUGCACGUCUGUUUGCAGACAUGCGCCGAGAGUCCACGGCAACUGGGGCCUACCCUAUCACUGUCCGUCACCUUGAGGCUAUAUUGCGCAUUGCAGAAGCCUUCUGCAAGAUGCGCCUAUCCGACUACUGUGCAUCAGUAGACAUUGACCGCGCGAUUGCUGUUGCAGUCGACUCUUUUGUUGGCUCACAGAAGGUCAGUGCAAAGAAGGCGUUAGCAAGAGCCUUUGCCAAGUAUACCCUCAACCGGCCUGGCGCUGUUCCAGCUCCAACUCGAGGCGGCAGACAGACGCAAAGAGCUGCAGCAUAG